GUGAGCGCUCAUGUGAUGACGGUUCAGCAGGAGGAGUCGAGAGAGCUAGACAUAGACACUGAGAGAGAGAGGGGGGGGCAGACAGGACUGGGAUCGUGGACACAGACGGAGCGGGAGUUUAUCGGGGGUUUCGGGGAGAUGCCGUCCCCACCGAGGAGAUGGAUCAGAGAGCAGCCUCUGAGCUCUGUAACCUCGUGUGUGAGGAAAGGGCUGUGCAGCAAGCGUCACUCUCUGUGGAUAUUACUCAUCCUGCUCGUGGUCUGUAUUGCCAUUCAGACAUUUGUCGCCCGCCAGGCCAGGAAUGACAAGCUGACAGGACUCCCACAUCUGAGAUUCACUGUCAAUAAACAGCACCUGUUUCCUACUCUGCAAAAUGUCUGGGAAGGCCUCCAUUCUGAGUCUUCACUGGCAGUUAAGCCAGACGUGAAGUCAAUACAGACAGAAAGAACUGGAGAUCGUCAUCAUCAGAAUGAGGGAUAUGGAAAGCCACCAGAUUAUAUUCUGUAUGUAGAUAAAAUUGUCAACCUUGCUACAGGCUCUCAGAUGGAGGCAAGAAAAGUUUCACCUGGAAAGCUACUUCUGCCAAAACAUGGAAACAAACUGAGCCUUAGACUUCCAGGGUCUUUGGUCCUCCACAGUACAAGGAAGGGUUUAACUGCAGGCACAGACAAAAGGCUCAUCAGCACUCCUUCUCCAUCCAGUUUUUUAAAGGGUCACAUCAACAGUGUCCAUACUAAAGCAACCUGCCACCCGAAGUCUCAUAUUGUUUUCCUCAAGACACACAAAACAGCAAGCAGCACCAUCUUAAACAUCCUGUAUCGCUAUGGUGAAAGCAGGAACUUGACCUUUGCCCUCCCUCUGAACAGACACAGCCAGUUGUUUUACCCAUUCUUCUUUGCUUCACAUUUUGUGGAAGGUGUCAGCAGCAGAAGUGUGAGGGAGUUCCACAUCAUGUGCAACCACAUGAGGUUUAAAAAAUCUGAGGUGGCAAAAGUGAUGCCUAAGGAUACCUUCUACUUUUCCAUCCUGAGGAAUCCUGUGGCCAUGAUGGAGUCCAUCUAUAUGUAUUACAAGAGCAUCCCAGCCUUCCACAAGACUCACAACCUGAACGAAUUCCUAGACAACAGCUGGAGAAACUACAACUCAUCAGUGUCCAACAACCAUUACGCUCACAAUAUCCUGGCUUUCGACUUUGGCUUUGACAACAACGUUGCAGCUGAUGCUGAAGACCUGGAGGAUAGAGCCAAUAUGGCUAUUGCUGCCACUGAACGGGACUUCCACCUUAUUCUUAUUUCUGAAUACUUUGAUGAGUCCAUGAUCUUACUUAAGUAUGCCCUCUGCUGGUCCCUGGAAGACGUGGUUUCCUUUAGGCUCAACAGUCGCAGUGAACAAACUCGACACCCCCUUUCACCAAACACUGCAGAGAAAAUCAAGAGGUGGAACGCUUUUGACUGGAAGAUCUAUCUGCACUUUAACACCACCUUCUGGCACAAAGUGGAUAGUCUGGUUGGGCAAGAGCAGAUGAAGAGGGAAGUAUCUCAGUUGAGAAAGCUACAAGCCAAGCUAGCAAACACCUGCCUGAAAGAUGGCGUGGCAGUCGACCCGUCCCAGAUAAAAGAUGCUGGGCUGAAGCCAUUCCAAUAUGGAGCAGCUGUCAUUCAGGGCUAUAACCUAAACCCACAUAUAGACAGACAAACCAGAACAAAAUGUCAGAGACUUAUAACUCCAGAACUGCAGUACACAGACCGUCUGUACACCCAGCAGUUCCCCGAGCUAGCUGCUAAGCACAGACAAGCAACUAGGAUUGCUCCACAGCGUCAACACUCAGACAGAACCAGUAUGAUGGGAAUGAAUCACAGACAGAUUACAAGAUACAAAUUCUCAAAUCUCAAGAACCAAAAGGCCUCCAGAAGUGCUCUGUUAACACACACGGAAGCUAACAACAAAACAAAUAUGCUAUGAGCGGUAACUGUGACUAAUAGUCACGGGAAGAUGUUUUAGUUCAUACUCUAUAUAAAACAGCAAUAUGAAAACAGCUGUUCCCUCUAAUGUUCACUUUCUAUAAUUAUGAAAACUAAAGUGUAAAGCAGCUAGUGACCCCUAAAGAGAAAGUAGUGUCCAUUAUAACCUACAAAAUGAAGGUGUAAAGAUGGAACAAACAACAUAUUGUUUUGCUGUUCUCAUAGCCUUACCAGUAGUAAGGUAGUAGUAGUAAAAAUAUAAAGGUUUUCCUAAAGGUGUCACAGUGUCCUAAAUUGAAAGGGUUCAUCCUGUGAAUAACAUGAAUUUACCAAGUUUUGUGGCUGUCAGACAAAGAUAUCUCUUCCGUGGAAAGUGGAAAAUUUGGCCUGAUGGUGGCAUCAAACAAAUUGCAAGUUGAAUUUUUUGAUUAUGAAUAUAUCUAGAAAAUUAAAGCGUUUUCUGAUCUGGCGGUCCUAUCAUCAGGAUGACAUUGUUUAUUCGCGCCUUCCAAAAGAGGUAUGUGCGUUACAAAAAUGAUUCAAAAUUCUGAUUUACCACCUCCAUUGUUAAGGUUUGAAAACUAAUCUACAUGGUUAACACUAGGGAACAACAGUGAUCAUGGUUAAAAGAAACAAAAACUGACUGGCGGUAGUAAAUGGGAUGCGAGCACUGGUCUCUAAUGUCAAAGUAAGACACUUUGUACUCCCAACCAUCCACUCCGACCUCCUCCGGCACUAUAACAAUCACACUACUUCCACCAUUGCUUCUCAGAGACAACAUUGUCAUUGUCCACUCAAAGUUGCUCGACAAGAAGACAUAAACAAACAUUGUUUUAAGCGUUUGACCACAUGACUAUUGCUGCUGUUUUUCUGGAGGACAGUCUCUCGUCAUGAUGCCCAAUUUUAUAGAAACCUGACCAUUAAAAAAACACAGUUUUUUUAAUGUACCUUGUCAUGAGCCAAAAGUGUGUCAAGGAGAAAGCAUUGUCAUGUCAUAUUCAACACCAAGUUGCUAGUUUAUUAGGCACACUCUGUUACAUCCAAUGCAUCAUCAAUAAAUUCCACAUUUAUGAGGCUUAUCAUAUUCAGUUUUUGUUGAUACAGUCAGAGAGGUGUUGAUUCAACUCUCAUGGUUAAGGUUAGGGUAAAGAUCAUUAUAGUUGCUUUAGUUUGUAUUGCAUUAUACUGAAAGAUCUUUCAAUUGACACAAGCCUUUGUAUUAGUACGAUCUCAUGUCUGUGUGUUAAGUCCUGAGCUGGAGUCAGGAUGUGGGUAGCCAAGCUUGGCAUAAAGACUAGAAGGAGCGGGACAGGAGAACAAUCUUCUUUUCUUUUAUCAGAGAGAGACAGAGUUGUGUGCUCAUUCAUAGAAUACCAAAUGAUAACUGCAUUUAAUUUAUGUUUUGAGAGUCUUACUUUAAUUAUGUAAUGAAAAUAAAGCAAUAUUUGGUCAAAACAACACAUAUGAAUGAUGUUCAAGAAAGGACAUUAAAUGAUUUAUGAAGACCUUGAUCACUUAUGUAAAAAUAUAUAUUUCUAUUUUAUUAUCAGUUUGCUGAAUAUUGGACUGUAAUGAUAAUAAGCACAGAUUAGAGUUGCUGUAGGUUGAGUAUGCUGAAAGCUCUCAGUACCUGCCUUUUGUACAGGUCCUGAUGGCAGCCCAAAGUCCACAUUUCAAGACCUGCAGCCUGUUUUAUUAACAAAGAGUAUGUAAUGUAUGCUGCAUGGAUCAGGGAGUAGAGCGGUUGUCUAAUAAUCGGAAGGAUUCCUGGUUCAAUCCUCAGCUUCUCCAGAGAGUGUCAUACGUCCUUGAGCAAGACACUGAACCCUGAUGAGCAGGUUGGCAACUUGUGUGUCAGUGUAUGAAUGGGUGAAUGUUGGCAUGUGUUGUUUGAGUGGUUGGUAGACUAGAAAAGUGCUAUAUAAAUGCAGUCCAUUUACCAUCAUGUGUGAACUAGUUAACAUAUGAUACACGUUUGUCCAUAACCUUAUUAUUUAGAAAUUCAAUGAGAUACUUUAAUGUUCUUUACUAAGAUGAAAACAUAAAUAUGGUCAUAAAUAGUAACCACAUCAACAAAAUCUCUGGAAAAAAAUCUUAGCGUCAAAGAUUAUGCAACUCAUUUUUACAACUAAAUGGUAAACAAAUUCUGCUAGAAGCAACCAAGUGGUGUCAGCAACAUUUCCCAUCUCAAGUGAUUAAAAUCUCCCUCAUGCUGUUGUAUUCCAAACAAUUUGUAUUUACCAGUCGUCAGAAUGUUGAACUUAAAACCAGUAGUAUAAAUUCUGGUAUCAUGAAACAUGUUCAAGUUCACCACAUUGUUUGUGCAACUUCCUGAUGGUAAACCCAGAUAUAUAUAUUUUUUUCCUUAAAGGCUCAGAAGGAGCACCUGAAUGCACCAUUACUUCGGUCUCUGUGAGACUAGUAGCACAAUCUGGUGAUGAAUCCUCUGUAGAUAUUGUGGAGGAGAAUCAGGUUCAGUCUACCAGCUUUCAGUCCUCUGAAGGAUGCAUCCUCAUAGGCUGAGACCUUCCAAGAAGGCAGAGCCUGAUGUGGGACAGAGCUACACAUAGUGAACUGAUUCAUGAAGAAUGAACAUUGAAUAUUUUUAUGGUCUAUUCAUUGGUAGUCUUUAUUUGAUUUCACUUGUUGGUUUGUUUCUACCUGUGCAGAAUAAAUGACUGAACCAGAA
Molecule: messenger RNA, 4650 nt
Organism: Siniperca chuatsi (mandarin fish)
Lineage: Eukaryota; Metazoa; Chordata; Actinopteri; Centrarchiformes; Sinipercidae
Gene: gal3st2
Product: galactose-3-O-sulfotransferase 2
Exons: 4
Coding region: 16-1962 (648 amino acids)
Biological process (GO): glycolipid biosynthetic process
Cellular component (GO): membrane
Molecular function (GO): galactosylceramide sulfotransferase activity
Source: RefSeq, a predicted model, not a curated record